AUUCAUGAAAAAUAAGUUUAGAUAAAUUUAUGAAAAUAAGAGAAUGUAUAUUUGUUGGUUUUCCAAAGGCUUCUUGGAGUGACUCUCCAUUCUCUUCCUACCACUAUCUCUCUACAACAAACUAUCAAUAACUCUUUCAAAAAAAAAACACUUAAUAUUGGUUGAUUUUUCAAAAGAGCUUUCCAAUAUUUUUUUACUAUUUGGUGGUCCACAUGUCCAUAAUUAAUUGUCUUUUACAAUCAAAGUCACACUAUUUUUUCACAUGAAUCGAUUUUUGGAGGUGUCAUGACCAAGAGCUACAUUGAACUAGCUCUCCGUGAAGAGCUACUCGAGAGCCUCCGAGCCCCAAUGUUGGCUAAAAUAUAUUUCUUGUAGGACAACUACUUGAAGAGCUAUUUGGAGAGUCACUCAAAGAGCCUCAAUGUACAUGCUCUAGGGGUCACCCGAAUAUAAUUUUUAACUAAAAUAAGUUCUGAUAAUUUUUCUGUUCAAAACUGUUGAAAUAUGCCCCUUACCCGAAAAAUUUGGGGCGAUUAUUGGAUGGCCGGCCAACCUCGGCGAAUCCUUGUAUGUCGAGUAUGGAGGAGCAUUUGUUUUCUUCUUAUGAGAGGUUCUUGGGCUUGGAGCCCCCGGCUUAGAGUGCAAUUGUAAAUGGUUGAGGUGAUGACCUUGCUCUCCUUGUAGCUCAUUUAGCAAACGGUGGUGCUUCUAAGGUAUGUUGUAUGAGGGCUUUGCAUUUCUGUUUAAUUGCCCGUUUCCUUUUUUUGAACUUUGGUUGCGGGGUGGGCCAAGUUGCCCUUGUAGAAAUGGUGGGGCUAUCCGCUUUUGGGAAAGAUCCAAUGCCGCUUGUAAUUGGAGAGACUUUGAUGGGUCUUGAUGUUGCUAAGGCCAACCCUUCUACCAUGCUUUCAGGAAGUCCGGUGCUCCUUCUGGUUUGUCUUAUGGAAAGGCUCGUGUUGGUGGCACCACCGGAGAACAUGGAGAGCUAUAAUCGAAAAGGCUUCACUAUGCGGCAUUUGAUGUAUGGUCGAUUGUCUUUGCAUGAGUGGGAGGGCAUUCUCCACGAGUCUUCUAUUAGAUGGAUGGUUCCGUGGUGGGGAAUUGUUUCCAUGAAAUAUGCACUUGGCUCUUCUGUUUUGAGGGUGCCUAGCCUCACCGUCUUGAGCUUUUACUCUCAUGUUCGAGUGAUGAGACGAUUUGGCUUGAGGCAAGAAAUUCCAGAUUGUGCUAUGGAGAACCCGAUGCCAACUAUGUUGAAUGUUGAUCGCCUUGGGAGGUGGAUAAGGUAUUGGGUUGCCAAACCCUUUCUCAAUGUUCGAUUCCCGCCCGAGCCUGCCACUCUUACGGCCGGGUAUGUUGUGUGGAUGAAAGGUCAAAGCCAAAGGUAGGCUCCUCUUCAUGAGUCAAUGAAAGUCAGGGAUUCUAAAGCUAGACAUCUUGCAUCAAUCAGUAUUGAAGGGAAUGAUUAGAGUAAGGGUCAUCCGGUUCGUGACCGUUUGGGACCAAAAGGAGGUUCAUCAUCGACUCACUUCGGUAAGCUUGCUAUUGCUUCCUCCCGCCGCUUGGGCAAAGAGGAAAUGAAUGUUGAUGAUUGCGGGAAGGGUAAGGGGAAAGUAAUCAAGGCGCCAAAGCUCAAGAGCAUCAUAACCAAACCCAAAAAUGAUUCCGUUUAGAGGAAUUUGAGGUUGAUUUGAAUGUUGGAGAAAGUGUUUGAAGAUUUUGUUUUAGAAGUGUGUUUUAGAAAUGUGUUUAGGAAUGUGUUUGAUGGAAGUGAAAAAGGUUUGAAAUGACUUUGUUUCACUUGAUUCCGACCUUGUAGUCGAAUUAUCUUUGAAUUAAGGUUUUAGAGUCAUUUAUACUCGUUCGAAAAGAAGUUUAAUGAAUAAGAAUCAUCAUCACUUUCUU
Spinacia oleracea (spinach) is the source of this 1905-nucleotide messenger RNA. RefSeq lists its product as uncharacterized. The coding region runs from base 723 to 1388 and encodes 221 amino acids. The record is from RefSeq and is a predicted model, not a curated record. The transcript has 2 exons. Lineage: Eukaryota; Viridiplantae; Streptophyta; Magnoliopsida; Caryophyllales; Amaranthaceae.